Sipha flava (yellow sugarcane aphid) is the source of this 655-nucleotide messenger RNA. RefSeq lists its product as uncharacterized. The coding region runs from base 272 to 655 and encodes 127 amino acids. The transcript is spliced from 5 exons. NCBI's taxonomy places the organism in Eukaryota, Metazoa, Arthropoda, Insecta, Hemiptera, Aphididae. The record is from RefSeq and is a predicted model, not a curated record.
UUUUGAUGUUCGCACACUAAACGAAGAAUAUAAAAAACAACAUCCGAAAAAAGUUCAAUGUUUACAAUUAAUAGUGAAGAAAAAAGUUCUUAAUAAUCCAUCUUUUGGACAUUUAAUAAAUAUUCUUACUGACUACGGGAAACUCGAUGUAUUUAAUAUAAUUUAUGAAAACUCCAAGGAAAACACCGGUGGUAACAUUGAUCAUGUAAAACUUGACAAUCCUGAAGUAGAUUCGUUAAAAUCGCUGGAAGUCGAAAGUCGAUCUCAAGAGAUGGAAUUCAAAAUGAAUGUUGAAGAUCCUGGGGAAAAUUGUACUAUAAAACGUGAACCCAGGGAUAACCACUCGGUGAAUUCAAAAAAAUUGAAUUUUGAAAUUAACAACGACGAAAAAAAAAUACAACACCCUUCGACAAAUCCGGAAAAAGAUGAGGUAUUAAAGAUCGAAAACGUAGUAUCACUUUAUGUCAAAAAAGAUACAAUACAAGCAUGUCAAUCAUUUUCGACAAAUCAACAAGAGUCUUUAGGAAUUAUGCAAAUUGAAACUGAAAUUAAUAGUGAUAUUGAAGACAUGAACUUAUUUCCCGAGAUAACGAUUGUCAAAGAUGAAUAUUUCACAGAAAUAAAAAGUGAACCGGACGAAGUAAUUUUUACAUGA